This is a messenger RNA of Oncorhynchus masou masou (cherry salmon), 2641 nucleotides long. Its product is annotated as antimicrobial peptide NK-lysin-like. The coding region runs from base 1678 to 2022 and encodes 114 amino acids. Gene Ontology annotation, biological process: lipid metabolic process; defense response to bacterium. The transcript has 6 exons. Lineage: Eukaryota; Metazoa; Chordata; Actinopteri; Salmoniformes; Salmonidae. The record is from RefSeq and is a predicted model, not a curated record.
CGUUUUUUUAUCCAAAAUUAAGAGUGCCUCCUAUAUCGAAGAAGUUAAAAAAAUAAAGAGGAAAUUGGCAAAAUCGGUGUCCAAAAAUACAGAUUUCCGAGCAUAGCGCCACAGUCAAAGAAUAUUACUAAAAAUAUUCAUAUUCAUGAAAUCACAAGUGCAAUAUUGCAAAACACACCUUAGCCUUUUGUUAAUCCACCUGUCAUCUCAGAUUUUUAAAUAAUGCUUUACAGCGAAAGCAAAUCCAAGCGUUUAUGUAAGUUUAUCGAUAGCAUAGAAAGACAUUAUGUACACUAAGCAUUAAGUAGCUGGGUCACGAAAAUCAGAAAAGCAAUCAAAUUAUUCGUUUACCUUUGAUGAUCUUUGGAUGUUUUACUCACGAGACUCCCAGUUACACAACAAAUGAUCCUUUUGUUCCAUAAAGAUUAUUUUUAUAUCAAAAUACCUCUGUUUGUUUGUCGCGUUAUGUUCAGAAAUCCACAGGAAAGAGCCGUCACGACAACGCAGACAAAAAUUCCAAAUAAUAUCCAUAAUGUCCACAGAAACAUGUCAAACGUUUUUUAUAAUCAAUCCUAAGGUUGUUUUUAAAAUAUAUAAUCGAUAAAAUAUCAACCGCAUAUGUCUUUCACAGUGGGAGAGGGAAAACAAUAGCUGUCCAAAUUCUGUUGCGCGAGCAAAGCUCAUGUGACCACUUGACGCAAUGUUACCGUUCUGGCUCAUCUUUCAAAAUAAAAGCCUGAAACUAUGUCUGAAGACUGUUGACACCUUGCGGAAGCGAUAGGAAAAGAAAUCUGUUUGAUAUCCCUUUAAAUGGAGCAAUGGCAGGCUAUGGAACAUGGAGUUUUCAAAAUAGAAACAGCUUCCUGCUUUGAUUUUCCUCAGGUUUCACCUGCAAUAUCAGUUAUGUUAUACUCACAGACAAUAUUUUGACAGUUUUGGAAACUUUAGAGUGUUUUCUAUCCUAAGCUGUCGAAUAUAUGCAUAUUCUAGCAUCUGGUCCUGAGAAAAAGGCCGUUAACUUUGGGAAUGUUAUUUUUCCAAACAUAAAAAUAGUGCCCCCUAGCUUCAAGAGGUUUUAAGCACAUUUUUAUCCUGGACUUAUUUAGGCAUGCCAUAACAAAGUGGUUAAAUACAUAUUGACUCAAGACAUUUCAGAUUUUCAUUUUUAGAUGGGGUAUUGAUUUGUCAAGUAUUGUGUGUAGGCCAGUGACAAAAAGCUCAAUUUAUUUAAUUUUAAAUUCAGGAUGUAACACAACAAAAUGUGGAAAAAGUCAAAGGGUGUGAAUACUUUCUGAAGGCAUUGUAUGAUACUGACUUGUAAGUUUCUGUGCCAUGUCCCUGUAUGGGCUUGUAGGGGCACAUAAUUCAGUACCCUCUGUUUGUGACGUGGUUCUUGAAAUGUGACCUAAGAAUCAGCCAUAUCAUCGUCCUACAGGAACAGGGCACCUGAAGUUGGUGAAUCUGUCCCAUAUCGCCCUGUGCUCUAUGGGCUUUGAGCUGGUCCUGAAGACUCUGCCUCUCCAAUGUCUCACUCAACUCGAUCUGUCUGCCAUCCGCUGUGGAACCGCUGACCACCCUCCUUCAAAACAUCUGACGACGACUGCUCCCUGACCCACCUGAGUCUUGCAGGAAAUCAACUGAUGGACGGCAGAGUGGCUACCCUCGCCAGUUUGGGAAAUGCAUGGGCAAUGCCAAGAGGUUGACCUUGAUGACCAGGAAGUAGUGGAAGUACAGCCGGAGAAGCGCAUGGAGCAACAGCUAAAGGCAACCUGCUGGGUGUGUGAGUGGGCACUGAAAAAAGUGAAGAAAUCCAUCUCCACUUCCUCUAGCCAGGAGGAGAUAAAGCAGAAGCUAUUGUCCAUUUGCGAUAAAAUCCCUUUCGUAAAAUCUAUGUGUAAACACCUGGUGAAAAAACACUUGUGGGUGCUGAUUGAGGAGCUUAGCACAAGCGAUGACGUGAGGACCAUCUGUGUUAACAUUAAGGCCUGCAAACCAAAGGAAGUUUUGGACCUGAGCUACUGACCAAGCAGCCAGUAUCCAGAUUCCAAAGUGAGAAGAUGGAUGUUCAGGUGUCAAGACAAUGCUAUGCUGCCAGCCUCUUGCUCUUUCUUUUUCAAACUAGUCACAACACAAUUGUAUAAAUGGAUGAUGAAGUUGGAAUGAAUAGGUUCUGAAAUAAUGUUUUGGGAACAUGUAUUAUAAUUAAGCAAUAAGGCCAGAGGGGGUGUUGGUAUAUGGCCAAUUUACCAUGGCUAUGGGCUGUUCUUAUUCACCAUGCAAUGGGGAUUGCCUGGAUACAACCCUUAGCUGUGGUAUAAUGGCCCUAUAACACACACCCCAGAGGUGCCUUGUUGCUAUUAUAAACAGGUUACCAAUGUAAUUAGAAAAGUAUGUAAUUUGAUUUGCGUCAUAUCCGUGGUAUAUUGUCUCAUAUACCAUGGCUUUCAGCCAAACAACAUCCAGGACUCAAAUGAUCCGGUUUAUAAUAGUGUAGGAAUCAGUCUAAAACUGCAGUACAUUUUGUAUCAUCUACAAAUGUAAAUCUUUUGCUAUUUUAGUCCAAAAUGUUGAACAUUUUUAAUGUUUGUUUGAACUUUUUGUCUGGGCAAAAAAUAAACCUCAAUUGAUAGUACAACUACAA